AUGUGGUCACCCAAUUGUCUCCUCUUCCUCGGAAUCCUCUCCCUCUCCCUUGCCACCCUCGGCCAGGCUGCACUCCGGAGAGAUGAAGUACCACUCGCACGGAGAAACACUGGGCCACCGCUUUUCCUCAGACAACUGCCCACGAUCGCAGACAGCGUCGCGCAAGGCCAAGAAGCCAACGUGACGCCUGCAGGGAACCCGACGCCCAACAGCUACGGCCUCACCCCGCUCACGCUCUCGGACGAUGGAUCGUCGUACUACGUCGUCCUCCAGACGGGGCAAAUCACCUUCCGCGUCGCGCUCGAUACCGGCUCCUCCGACCUCUGGCUCGUCUCCUCUGCCUGCACGGACUCGCAGUGCAGCUCGCUCCCGCGCUACCCCCUUGGAUACGAGAGCUCGACGUUCUCGCCGUACAACGACAACAACACCCAGUAUUCCACCCACUUUGCCGAUGGCACCGGCGCAUCGGGGUUUGUCGCAUACGAGUCGGUCCAGGUUGCGAACGUCACCGUUCCCAAACAGGCAUUUGGCCUCGUCUCGCAGUCGAAUUUGACGCUGGACGACCAGAUGAGCGGUGUCAUGGGCAUGGGGUUUCCCAGACUCUCACAGAUCAGCAACGCCGUCGCGGACGGUACCGGUGUGCCGUGGUUCUCGAGUCUGGCCGAGCAGGGGAUCGUUGACUAUCCUGUGUUCGGGCUGAGCCUCACGCGCAAUGCGACCGGGACGUUGGCCGUUGGUGCCAUUGAUUCGUCCGUCGUGACGAACACGAGCGAUAUCGUGUGGAAUGAGGUCGUCCCGUUCUCGCCUUAUCAGAACCAGUUCAACACGUCUGGGUAUGUCUACUGGGCGAUUCACAUGACGGAGGUUGCGGUGAAUGGCUCGGGCAUUACGCCUGUUCCGACGUAUCCCGGGCCCACCGAGAACUCGUCUAUCGCGCUCCUUGAUGUUGGAAACUCCGGGAUUUACGGACCUUGGCAAGACGUCGAGCAAAUUAUGUCCAAGUUCCCAUCUAGUAGGCUUGUGGAUGAAAGUGGCCAGUGGGCAGUCCCAUGCGAUUCGUCGGCUAUCAUGUCCUUCAGCUUUGGCUCCGAAGACCAGUUCAUCCUACAGCCCUCAGACUACCUGAUCGGCCCUGUAUCAACGAAUCCUACCAUGUGCCUCACCUGGCCGAUGGCCUCCUCCCCCGACUCCACGGGCAUCGACUGGAAACUUGGCACGCCCUUCCUCCGCACCGUCUACUCCAUCUUCAGCCUCGGCAUCGACACCAAAGAGCCGCCCAUGAUCGGCCUCUACCCGCGCACCAACGCCUCCACCACCACCGUCGAGCCCUACCCCGCCCUUCAAUCCUUCUUCUCCUCUGCAUCCGCCACCAUCGCCGCGACGCUCCCCAACUCGCUCCUGGCGACGCCGACGCCGACAGCCCCACCCUACCUGUUCAACACAUCCGUGCCCGCCGUGCUCGGGCAGAUCCCGAGCGCGGGCCUCGCGACGCGCACGUACAGCCCCGUGGUGGGCACCGAGCUCGUGAACGCGACCGCGCUCAGGAUGGUCCCCGAGGAGUAUACGCUCGUCGUGACCAAUUCGGCGGGCGACGUCGUCACGUCGACGUACGCGGUCUCGCAGCCGACGGGCCCGCUCGGCCGCCCGCCGGGGUGGAGCGGCGCGGCAGGCCGUGCGCGUGCGGUCGACGUGGGAGUGGUUGUGUCCUGCGCGGUGUCGGUGCUCGCGGUUGUUGUUGCAGGGGCGGCUGUGUUGUGA
This is a messenger RNA of Coniophora puteana RWD-64-598 SS2, 1758 nucleotides long. Its product is annotated as acid protease. Lineage: Eukaryota; Fungi; Basidiomycota; Agaricomycetes; Boletales; Coniophoraceae. Gene Ontology annotation, biological process: proteolysis. The record is from RefSeq and is a predicted model, not a curated record. The coding region runs from base 1 to 1758 and encodes 585 amino acids. Gene Ontology annotation, molecular function: aspartic-type endopeptidase activity. The transcript is spliced from 12 exons.